This is a messenger RNA of Astyanax mexicanus (Mexican tetra), 2737 nucleotides long. RefSeq names its product phospholipase A2-activating protein (gene plaa). The transcript has 14 exons. The record is from RefSeq and is a predicted model, not a curated record. Gene Ontology annotation, biological process: proteasome-mediated ubiquitin-dependent protein catabolic process; ubiquitin recycling. Gene Ontology annotation, molecular function: ubiquitin binding. NCBI's taxonomy places the organism in Eukaryota, Metazoa, Chordata, Actinopteri, Characiformes, Acestrorhamphidae. Gene Ontology annotation, cellular component: cytoplasm; nucleus. Bases 115 to 2511 code for a protein of 798 amino acids.
UUUGUAGUGUCUCUCCCUCUCUGCUGGACGGGGCCGCUCGUGCUCUCUCAGUUCCGGGGCUGAAUGAGUUUUGUUUUUUAUCGUGCUGAUUUAGCGGAGCUCUGAAUUUACACCAUGGCCUCUCCCAGCACCUACCGGCUCAGCUGCUCCAUCCCGGGCCAUGAGAUGGAUGUUAGGGGCCUUGCCGCCGCGGUUUUCCCUGAGGGAGGUUUCGUCUCCGUGUCGCGGGACCGAAGCGCCAGAGUCUGGGCUCCAAAUUUAAGUGAAACUAGAGGUUACACGGAGAUGCACUGUAUGAACGGCCACACGAACUUCGUUUCCUGUGUCUGCAUCAUCGCCCCCAAUGAAACCUACCCCAGGGGCCUUAUUGCAACAGGAGGCAAUGACAACAUUAUCUGCGUCUUCUCCUUAGACAGACCGGACCCUAUGUUUACUCUGACAGGACACAAAAACACAGUGUGCACACUCUCAGCUGGGAAGUUUGGGACGUUAUUGAGUGGAUCAUGGGACACCACAGCUAAAGUCUGGCUCAGUGACAAGUGUAUGAUGACUUUACAGGGGCAUACAGCAGCAGUAUGGGCUGUGGUGAUUCUGCCAGAGCAGGGACUUAUGCUCACAGGAUCGGCUGACAAGACUGUUAAACUCUGGAAAGCUGGACGCUGUGAGAGAACAUAUUCAGGUCAUGAGGACUGUGUUCGAGGACUAGCUGUAGUGAGCGAUGUUGAAUUCCUGUCCUGUAGUAAUGACGCCAGCAUCAGGCGAUGGAUGGUGACAGGAGAAUGUGUUCAAGUAUACUACAGUCACACUAACUAUAUCUACAGUCUGUCUGUCUUUCCAAAUGGACAAGACUUCGUAAGCACAGGAGAGGACCGCACAGUAAGGAUCUGGAAAAAUGGUGAAUGUGCUCAGACAAUCCGUCUACCUACCCAGUCAGUCUGGUGUUGCUGUGUUUUACCUAAUGGAGACAUCGCUGUAGGAGCCAGUGAUGGCAUCAUCCGUGUGUUCACUGAGAAAGAUGAGCGUGUAGCGAGUGCUCAAGACCUGCAGGCUUUCGAAGAUGAACUUUCUAAAGCUACUAUUGAUCCCAAGACUGGAGAUUUGGGAGAUAUCAAGCCUGAGGAACUACCUGGAAGAGAACACUUAGAUGAACCAGGCAAUAGAGAUGGUCAAACACGACUCAUAAAGGAAGGUAAUAACGUGGAGGCGUACCAGUGGAGCAUGAGUGAGGGACGCUGGAUGAAGAUUGGAGACGUGGUGGGAGGGUCAUCCAAGGACAGCUCUAAAAGAGUAAUGUAUGAGGGCAAGGAAUACGAUUUUGUUUUUACCAUCGAUGUGAAUGAGGGUGGGCCCUCAAUGAAACUGCCAUAUAAUGUGGCUGAUGACCCCUGGCUGGCAGCACACAACUUCCUACAAAAGAAUGAUCUGAACCCCAUGUUUCUGGACCAAGUGGCUAAUUUCAUCAUUGAGAACACCAAAGGCCACACCCUAGGGCCAGCUCCUGCCUCUGCUGUAGAUCCUUUUACAGGUUCAGGAAGGUAUAUCCCUGGGGCAGCAGAUGAAAGACCAGGCUUUGGUGCUGACCCCUUUACUGGUGCUGGGCGAUACAUACCUGGAUCAGGAUCCACAGGAACAACACCUGCAGGUGUAGCUGAUCCCUUUACAGGUAGAAACGCCUACUCUUCUGCUGCUCUCCAGAAGUCUGUCACAAAUAUUUACUUCCCCAAGAUGGAUGGCGUUUUUUUUGAGCAGGCCAAUCCUACACAGAUUUUCGCUAAGCUGCGUGAGCUGAAUGGCAGUGCUCCAGAGGACCACAGACUAAACGACACGGUGCUGAGCAACCUGGAAAAGCUACUGCUCUCCAUUUCAGACUGUAAGAGCCCAGAUCAGCCCACAGCAGAUCAGAUCAGCAUACUCUGGAGGACCAGCCACUGGCCUGAAGAUAUUGUUUUCCCUGUGCUGGACAUCCUCCGCCUAGCAGUGCGGCACCCUGAGGUCAACGCUCAGCUUUGUGGAGGUACAGAGGGAGCCAGUCUAUGCAACCUCCUGCUGGGCCUCAUGUCACCUCAGGGCCGACCAGCUAACCAAAUGCUGGCCCUCCGCACCUUCUGCAACUGCUUCUCUGGAUCCCACGGUCGCUCUCUCCUCCUGAGCCAACGUGAAGCCGUGCUGUCCCGGGCAGCCGACCUCCGUUCUGUCUGCAACAAAAACAUCCACGUAGCUCUCGCCACGCUGGUGCUCAACUACGCGGGUAUACUGCACGGCCGACCGUCCGAGAUCGAAGCCAAAGCCCAGUGCUUGUCUGUUGCUAGUAGUGCUCUAGAGGUGGUGCAGGACAAGGAGGCUGUCUUCAGGCUGCUGGUUGCACUCGGGACUACAGUGGCUGGAGACAGCACAGCCAAAGACCUGGCACGCUCGCUGGGCGUCAACUCUCAGAUCACAAAGUACGCCGGCGUGUCUGACCCGGCUAAAGUAGGCGAGUGCUGUCGACUAGUGAUGGAUGAACUGCAGUGAUUAUUACUCUAAAGAACUGAGCUGAGCGCUUUCAAAGACCUCACAAAAGUCGGCAAACAUCUCCCUUACAUGGUCAUGGUCUUCUGUUCCCACCACCCACCAAACCCCCAAAUACAUAGUUUCUAUUUAACUUGGUCUGAUUUUUGGUGAUGAAGGAGUUUGAAUGUGGAUGUGCAUGAUGUGAAUAAUAAACACUGAUGUAUUAAAUUGUUUCCUAAAAAAAAAA